AGCGCGGGACCCGCGUCCGUCGCACUCGGCGGCCCCCGCGGCGGCGCCAUGUCGGACUUCAGCCCUGAGCUGAUCGACUACCUGGAGGGGAAGAUCUCCUUCGAGGAGUUCGAGAGGCGCCGCGAGGAGCGGAAGAAGCGGCAGCGCAAGGAUGAAGAAAAUGCACCUACUGAGGAAAAUACAGAAAACCUUGAUGCUCCAUCGUCAUCUAAAAAAGGAUCUAGUAAAUCCCAGUGUCUUAAUGAUACAGAAGGCGAAACAUCAGAUGGGGUGAGUAAGUCUGUGCAUCGGGUCUUUGCUUCCAUGCUUGGAGAAAAUGAGGACGAGGACGAGGACGAGGAGGAGGAGGAGGAGGAGGAGGCAGAGGAGGAGGACGAGGAGGAAGAAGAGGAGGAGGAAGAUGAUGAAGAAACCUCUGAGCAACCCUCAGCUGGAGAUGUUUUUGCAUUGGAGAUGGUGUUAAACCGGGAGAACAAGAAAAUGAUGAAAGAGAAAAGACCACGCAGUAAACUUCCUCGAGCCCUGAGAGGCCUCAUGGGAGAAGCCAACAUUAGGUUUGCUCGAGGAGAACGUGAGGAAGCUAUACUGAUGUGUAUGGAAAUCAUAAGACAAGCUCCUCUUGCUUAUGAGCCGUUUUCUACUCUUGCCAUGAUCUAUGAAGACCAAGGUGACAUGGAGAAAUCAUUGCAGUUUGAAUUGAUUGCAGCUCACUUAAACCCUAGUGACACUGAAGAGUGGGUUAGACUAGCAGAAAUGUCACUAGAACAGGACAAUAUUAAACAGGCCAUUUUUUGCUAUACAAAAGCUCUGAAGUAUGAUGCUACCAAUGUACGUUAUCUGUGGGAAAGGUCAAGCUUAUACGAACAGAUGGGGGAACAUAAAAUGGCAAUGGAUGGCUAUAGACGCAUCUUAAAUCUCCUGUCCCCUUUUGAUGGAGAACGUUUUAUGCAGCUCGCCAGAGACAUGGCAAAGAGUUAUUAUGAAGCCAAUGAUGUCACCUCUGCUAUUGAGAUCAUAGAAGAAGCUUUUACUAAACACCAGAGCCUUGUCUCCAUGGAAGAUGUCAAUAUAGCUGCUGAACUAUAUAUUUCCUGCAAACAGUAUGACAAAGCACUGGCGGUUAUUACAGAUUUUGCAGGAAUAGUUCUUGAAAAGAAAGCUACAGAAAAAGGAUCUUCUGAGGAGAAUAAAGAAACAAAUACAGCGGCUGUUGUGAAAAUCCAAGAAAGCCAAGUGGAAGGGAUGGACUGUCAAGACGUGCCACCUGAAUCCAGUGCUGCCUGUAAGCAAUCUCCAGAGAAAGUUACCUGCCUUAUCCCUGAUGGAGUUCCUAUAGAUAUUACAGUGAAGUUGAUGAUCUGUUUGGUUCACCUGAGCAUUUUAGAGCCACUCAAUCCUCUCUUGACUACUCUAGCAGAGCAAAAUCCAGAGGAGAUGGGGGAUUUAUACCUAGAUGUUGCAGAAGCAUUUCUGGAUGUUGGAGAAUACAAUUCAGCAUUGCCUCUCUUGAGUGCCCUAGUCUGUUCUGAAAGAUAUAACUUGGCUGUAGUCUGGCUCCGGCAUGCAGAGUGCUUAAAAGCCUUGGGUUAUGUAGAACGGGCUGCAGAGAGCUACGCCAAAGUUGUAGAUCUUGCUCCCUUGCAUUUGGAUGCAAGAAUUUCACUUUCAACACUUCAGCAGCAGCUUGGCCGGCCUGAGAGAGCUCUCGAGGCCCUGGAACCAAUGUAUGAUCCAGAUACACUGGCACAGGAUGCUAAUGCUGCCCAGCAGGAAUUAAAGCUGUUGCUCCAUCGUUCAACACUGUUGUAUUCCCAAGGCAAAAUGUAUGGUUAUGUGGACACUUUACUCACCAUGCUAGCCAUGCUCUUAAAGGUAGCAAUGAACAGAGCUCAAGUGUGUUUAAUAUCUAGUUCCAAAUCUGGGGAGCGACACCUUUAUCUUAUUAAGGUAUCAAGGGAUAAAAUAUCAGACAAUGAUGACCAAGAGACAGCAAACUGUGAUGCCAAAGCCAUAUUUGCUGUACUCACAAGUGUCCUGACAAAAGAUGAUUGGUGGAACCUUCUCCUGAAAGCCAUUUACUCCUUGUGUGACCUCUCCCGAUACAAGGAAGCAGAGCUGUUGGUGGAUUCUUCCCUAGAGUAUUAUUCGUUCUAUGAUGACAGGCAAAAGCGUAAAGAGCUGGAGUACUUUGGUCUUUCAGCUGCAAUUCUGGACAAGAAUUUCCGCAAGGCUUAUAAUUAUAUCAGAAUAAUGGUAAUGGAAAAUGUCAAUAAACCUCAGCUCUGGAACAUCUUUAAUCAAGUCACCAUGCAGUCUCAGGAUGUACGACACCAUCGCUUUUGUCUUAGAUUAAUGUUGAAAAAUCCAGAAAAUCACGCACUGUGUGUCCUAAAUGGGCACAAUGCAUUUGUAUCUGGCAGUUUCAAGCAUGCUCUUGGACAGUAUGUGCAAGCCUUUCGUACCAAUCCUGAUGAGCCUCUGUACAGCCUUUGCAUAGGCUUAACUUUUAUCCAUAUGGCAUCUCAGAAAUAUGUCUUAAAAAGACAUGCUCUUCUAGUUCAGGGAUUCUCUUUCCUUCACCGCUACCUGGGCAUCCGUGGACCUUGUCAAGAAUCUUUCUAUAACCUAGGCCGUGGCCUUCAUCAGAUGGGAUUAGUGCAUUUGGCAAUCCACUACUACCAAAAGGCUCUUGAACUUCCUCCUGUUGUCUUAGAGGGAAUAGAAACUGAUCAAACAGACUUGAAAAGAGAUAUUGCCUUCAACUUAUCACUAAUUUAUCAGAGUAGUGGAAAUACAACAGUAGCUCGGAAGCUGCUGUAUACAUAUGGAGUCGUAUGACGAGUGUGUGGCAGCUGUUCGCGAUUAGGAUGCAGCCUGCAAGAAAAACUGCCUCUGUCAUUUUCACCAGGAUAUUGAGGAUGUUGGGCAGUAUGCAAUGGUAAAAGAUUAAUCUGAAAGAAGCUAUGUAAAUAUUUUUUCCUAAACAGAACUAGACACGGUCUGGUCAGAGCUGCCACUCUGUAGGUAUUUUGUUUCAUAGACUUUUAGCUAUUUUUUUCCAGUUUCUAAAAUUGUGACAAUAAAAUGCACUGAUUCAAGAAAAAAUACUGUUGGCAUUUCUGAGCAAAUUCCAGACAUACUUGAAGUUGAGGGAGCACUUACCAUUCAGUUCUGGAUUUUUCUCCAUGGAUUUUGAUUCUGAAAUCUACAGUUCCUGCUGGCAUACAGCAUUUUCUGCUGAAUAAGGGGCCAAAAAAGCACUAAUUAUUUUUGGAGAAGACUUGUUUGUGUAUUUAACCAGAUACUGUCCUUGUUCAAAAGCUAUUCAUUUGCUACAGUUAGUUUGCCACAUACUAUUCAGAAUUGUUGCUCUUAUGCAGGAGAGGGAAGACAAAUCAGCUUCCAAGGUAGAAUGCCUAACCCCUGCAUAUUAGGCAGUAGCUUCAUACAGAUUCCUGGGAGGAUAUUUCCAAAAAGAGGAAAGAACUGUAAAUAAAUCCAAUUGCAAGAACUUUUUAUUACUUGCAUAUUUUUUAGGUAAUUCUUUAUUCAGCAGUAAUGUUGUCUGAGAAGUGACUUUUGCUUUAAUGUUAUGUGCCACAACUGUAACAGGCAUCCUAUUCAGAAAGAGUAUUGUAUAUUUUGUGUUAAUAAAAUUUUUUGGUUUGUAAAUAA
Messenger RNA from Gavialis gangeticus (Gharial), 3675 nucleotides. RefSeq names its product general transcription factor IIIC subunit 3 (gene GTF3C3). Gene Ontology annotation, cellular component: transcription factor TFIIIC complex. Lineage: Eukaryota; Metazoa; Chordata; Crocodylia; Gavialidae. Gene Ontology annotation, biological process: transcription by RNA polymerase III. Gene Ontology annotation, molecular function: protein binding. Bases 49 to 2838 code for a protein of 929 amino acids. The transcript has 19 exons. The record is from RefSeq and is a predicted model, not a curated record.